AUGGAAUUGGAGACUUGGAGUGACAAAAGGGAUUUCUUUUCUAUGGGUGUGCUUGAGGAUCCUUGUGGAAUCAAAAUGGACGCAAAAGCGAAAGACUAUCCAUCGGUUGAUGAUAUCCGAAAGUUUAAACUUAGAAAGUUAAAGAAGGAAUAA
This is a messenger RNA of Dovyalis caffra, 153 nucleotides long. Lineage: Eukaryota; Viridiplantae; Streptophyta; Magnoliopsida; Malpighiales; Salicaceae. The record is from the annotation of a GenBank genome assembly.